CAACAUUCGAAUCAACACAACUAAGAACGAACAGAAUGACCCACCAAGUCCAAGGAACAGCCUUCAUCACCGGCGCCGCAUCAGGAAUCGCCGCCUCCACCGCGCACAACCUCUCCACCCACGGAAUCUCGAACCUCGCCCUCGCCGACAUCGACGAGUCCGGGCUCUCCAAGAUCGCUGCCGAACUCACCAGCACGCGCCCCGACCUCCGCGUACUCGUCCUACCCUUCGACGUCUCCUCCGAAGACUCCGUCACGAGCGCCAUCCGCAAAACAGCCCAUGAGUUCGGACGCAUCGAUAUCGGGGUGAAUUGCGCGGGGGUCGCGCAGCCUGUGGUGCCCACGCAUGAGACGUCGCGGGAGACCUGGAAUCGGGUGGUGGGGGUGAAUCAGACGGGGGUGUGGUUGUGUCAGAGGGAGUUGGUGAGGGUGAUGUUAGGGCAGGAACAUCUAGGUCCGCGGCUCGGUCGAGGGGUCAUUGUGAAUGUUUCUUCGUCGUUGGGCGUCACGGCGACGGACGUGGAGUCGCCGUUGAGUUGUUAUGUGUCUUCGAAGCAUGCGAUAGUAGGACUCACCAGAACCGACGGACGACACUACGCAAAAGACGGAAUCCGAAUCAACGCGCUCUGUCCGGGAUGGGUCGCAACCCCUCUGAUCCAGCCCGGCAUCGACGCCGGGAACUUCGUGCGCGACAUCGAAGCCCUUCCGAUCGGACGAGUCGGGCAGGUGGAGGAGAUCGCCGAUACGAUUCUGUACAUGGUGUCGCCGAUGAGUAGCUUCAUGGUGGGGGCUGCGUUGGUGGUGGAUGGGGGGUAUAGUCUUUGAUUUCUUUUCUUUAUUUGC
Aspergillus steynii IBT 23096 is the source of this 842-nucleotide messenger RNA. RefSeq names its product SDR family NAD(P)-dependent oxidoreductase. The record is from RefSeq and is a predicted model, not a curated record. NCBI's taxonomy places the organism in Eukaryota, Fungi, Ascomycota, Eurotiomycetes, Eurotiales, Aspergillaceae. Bases 36 to 824 code for a protein of 262 amino acids. The transcript is spliced from 6 exons.